AUGGUGCAGUCGAGUGUCAGGGAACGCCUUCUCGUGCCCGAGGGAGACCAGGAUGGCUCCGUACUCACUCCGGCGGGCCCGAGCCCGGGCCACGCGGAACGCGCGGUCCUCCGGAAGCUGAACACGCACCUCCUGCCGGUCUGCAUGGCGCUCUCGUUCUGUACAUACCUGGACCAAGCGAACGCCGCGUUCGCAGCGCGGGAGGUCAUGCACGACACGGGGCUGUCGAAUAGCGGAUACGGUAUCAGCGCGCUGUUCUUCCUGCCCUACGCGCUGCUCCAAGUGCCGCACACCCUCGCACAGGAGAAGUUUGGAGCCCCGACAUGGUUGUCGGUGAUUUCGCUGGCCUACGCCGCGGUCGCAGCGGGCCAGUCGCUCGUCACGUCGCCAGCGCAGUACCUUCUCGCCAGGCUCUGCAUGGGCGCGUGCCUCUCGGGCCUCCAGCCGGGCGUGUGGCUCCUCCUCUCCCGCUUCUACCCGGUCGCGGACUUCGGAGAGGCGUACGUCAACGUCGCAAGCAUGACCAACAUAUCCCUCAUCGUCGGAGCGCCGCUCGCGGCCGUCAUCAUGAAGCUCGACGGCGCGCUCGGUAUCGCCGGCUGGCGCUGGCUCUUCCUGAGCCAGGCCGCCACGGGCGUGGCCCUCACGAUAGCGUGCGCCGCCACGCUCCCCGCCGACGCAGCGACGGCGCGCUUCCUCUCGCCGCGCGAGUGCGACGACCUGCUCGCCGCGGGCGCGACGUGCCCGUCCCUCGCGCACACCGAGGCGCAGUCGCCGCGCGAGAGCGAGCGCGCGGACCCGGGCGGGGCGCGGGCGGCGCCGGUGGACGUGGCCGCGGUCGAGGCGGAGCUGUCGCGCUCGGCCGCGCUGCUCGACCCGCGGGCGUGGCAUCUGGGCUUCGUGGCGCUCCUCGCGGAGUGCGGCGACUUCGCCAUCAUCAUGUGGGCGCCGAUGAUUGCGCAGGCUGUGCUGGGGGCGCACCCGGGGGGGCCGGACGGGGGCGACGCGCCGCCGCCGGACGCGCCGGACGUGCCGGACGCGGAGAUGAAUCCGAUGACGCUCGGCAUCCUGACGGCGAUUCCGUUCGCGGUGGAAUACAUUGCCAUGCUGGCGGUGGCGCGGAGUUCUGCGAAAACGCACGAGCGGCGGCUGCACGUGGCGGUGUCGCUGGCCAUCGGCGGGCUGCUCCUCGGGACGGUCGUUCCGUGGUCGAUCAAGCCGCAUCCGAUCACAGGGUACGUGUCGCUGGUGGCCGCGGCGGCGGGCGUGGCGGCGUACCAGGGGCCUUUUUACGCACUGCCGCACGCGAUGUUCCGGGGCGCGAGGGCGAAGGCGAUGGGCAUCGCGGUGGUGCAGGGGCUCAGCAACGUCGGCGGGCUCGUGGGGCCGCUCGUGACGGGGCUGCUGUCCGGCGGGGGGGACUUUGCGAGAGCCAUGGUGUUUCUAGGGGGGUGUCUCGUCGCCGCCGCGCUGCUCGCGCUGCUCAUCCGCGACCCGGGCGAUCCAGAGAGGCGCCGAACGGUCAAGGAGGAUGACGAACUCGCGUAG
This is a messenger RNA of Pedinophyceae sp. YPF-701, 1548 nucleotides long. The record is from the annotation of a GenBank genome assembly. Lineage: Eukaryota; Viridiplantae; Chlorophyta; Pedinophyceae.